UGCAACUUCACCAAUCCGCGACCCAGCAGGGAAGGAGCCCAGCAACAACAAACCAGUGGCCCACCUCCCAGGUUCACACACAAUUUUCAUCCCAUAAAAUCAAAACAGCAAAACACAGCAACAUGACUGCGCAACUCAUCCUCAACGACUCUUCCUCCUCUACUGUGAGGCUCUCUGCCGACACUACUACUGUUAGCAAGGGCUGCAUGAGUAGUAGUACUAGUAACAGCCGUCCCCGCCGCCGCCGUCGCGUUGGCUUUAGCACUCUUGACAUUUACGAAUUCGAACAAGUCUUGGGCGAUCAUCCCGGUGUUUCCAGCGGCGCUCCACUCGCUCUAGCUCCGUCUCACUGCCGCCACCAUGCCAACAUUGACAUUGCCUUCUUUGAAUACCGCCGCAAGCCUCGCAAGACCAACAAGCGAGAACUAAUUGAAAGCAAAGAAACACGCGAAGAAUACUUGCAGCGCAUCGGAUUCACACAAGAACAAAUUCAACAAGCGGCCAACGAAGCCGCACGCAUUCGCCGCAAGCGUUGCAAAGCACAACCCGUUCCCGAUUCACUUCACAUUGUCUGGGAAUCCAUUACCAAAAACACGUCGUUCCACCGAAACAAUGGAGAAUCCGCCUCUAAACUAUUGCAACGCCAUCAAGAAGCUUGCCGCGCUGCAUAAGCAACAGAAUAGAAUAGAAAAAUGUACAUACUACUCUAAUGAACAUACAGUUUUGAAACU
Molecule: messenger RNA, 731 nt
Organism: Seminavis robusta
Lineage: Eukaryota; Bacillariophyta; Bacillariophyceae; Naviculales; Naviculaceae
Source: the annotation of a GenBank genome assembly